Staurois parvus is the source of this 266-nucleotide messenger RNA. The record is from the annotation of a GenBank genome assembly. Lineage: Eukaryota; Metazoa; Chordata; Amphibia; Anura; Ranidae.
UUGGACAUUGCCCGAGGGCCGGGGGUCAGUAGGGGGCCCGUGAGAGGAUCACUGUCCAGUGACAGGUGUUGUGUGGGUGUGCUUGAGUGUAGGUGGGGGCACAGGGGGCCCCAUUAUCUCUUACUGCCCGGGGGCCCCAUGAGUUGUCAGUCUGUCCCUGAUAGGAACAUGAUAACUAUUAUCCUUUAAUCACAGGGACCUUCAAAUGUGGCUCUUGUAAUCAGUGCAGCUAUAUUUCCACAAGUAGGGAAUAGAGACUGCCAAAU